AUGCGCCAGUUGUCCUGCUGUGCUUUGUGUCAGGACGUCCUGAAGGAUCCAGUUUCUACCAGCUGUGGACACUGGUUCUGCAGACAGUGCAUCACCUCAUACUUGGACCAGUCUGCUUCAUCAGGACACUCCUCCUGUCCCCAGUGUGGAAAAAAAAGUAAGACCUUCAUCUUUCCAUCAGAUGUUGGUCAGCAGAAGGUUUUAGAUGAACAUAAGAUCAGUCUGAGGAGGAGAUGUGAACAUGUGACUGAAGGAACUAAUGUAAGACGAAGAGGAACCCUCCUCAACAGGAUCUACACGGAGCUCUACAUCACAGAGGGACAGAGUGAAGAGGUUAAUACCCAACAUGAGGUGAAGCAGCUUGAGACAGCUUCCAAGAUGAAGGCCCUCCAUGACACUCCGAUCAGGUGCCACGACAUCUUUAAAGCCUCACCUGACCAACAGAGAAACAUCAGACUGGUUCUGACCUACGGCGUCGCUGGUGUUGGAAAAACCUUCUCAGUGCAGAAGUUCACUCUGGACUGGGCAGAGGGUUUGGAAAACCAAGAUGUCAGUGUGGUGAUUGUGCUUUCGUUCAGGGAGCUGAACUUGAUCAAAGAUGAGCAGUACAGUCUUCUCAGGCUGCUCCAUGUUUUCCAUCCAACAUUACAGAAGAUCACAGCAGAGGAGCUGGCUGUCUGGAAACUUUUGUUCAUCUUUGACGGCCUGGAUGAAAGCAGACUUUCACUGGACUUCAACAACAGUGAAGUUGUGUCUGAUGUCACACAGAAGGCAUCAGUCAAUGUGCUGCUGACAAACCUCAUCAAGGGGAACCUGCUUCCCUCGGCUCUGGUCUGGAUCACUUCCAGACCUGCAGCAGCCAAUCAGAUCCCUCCUACAUGUGUUGACAGGGUAACAGAAGUACGAGGCUUCACUGACACCCAGAAGGAGGAGUACUUCAGGAGGAGGUUCAGUGAUGAAGAGCUGUCCAGCAGAAUCAUCUCCCACAUCAAGACCUCCAGGAGCCUCCACAUCCUGUGUGGAGUCCCAGUCUUCUGCUGGAUCACUGCUACAGUUCUGGAGCACAUGUUGACUACAGAGCAGAGAGGAGAGCUGCCCAAGACCCUGACUGACAUGUAUUCACACUUUGUGAUGGUUCAGACGAAGAGGAAGAAGAACAAGUACCAUGAGGGACAUGAGACGAGUCCAAAGGAGCUGAUGGAGGCUGACAAGGAAGUUCUUCUGAAGCUGGGGAGGCUGGCGUUUGAACAUCUGGAGGAAGGAAACAUCAUGUUCUACCAAGAAGACCUGGAGCGCUGUGGUCUGGAUGUGACAGAGGCCUCAGUGUACUCAGGAGUUUGUACAGAGAUCUUCAAAAGAGAGACUGUGAUCUUCCAGAAAUCAGUCUACUGCUUUGUUCAUCUGAGCGUUCAGGAGUUUCUGGCUGCAGUCUACAUGUUCCACUGUUACAUCAACAAGAAGACAGAGCUGCUGGAGGACUUCCUGGAAAAAGACAACCAGAACUCCACUAAGUCUUUGGAGGACUUCCUGUAUGGAGCCAUGAAGAAAUCCCUGCUCAGUAAAACUGGUCACCUGGACCUGUUUGUUCGCUUCCUUCAUGGCCUCUCUCUGGAGUCCAACCACAGACUCUUAGGAGGUCUGCUGGGUCAGACAGAGAACAGUCCAGAAAUCAUCCAGAGAGCCAUCAGCAAGCUGAAGAAGAUGAGGACUUAUACAAUGUCUCCUGACAGAAGCAUCAACAUCUUCCACUGUCUGAUGGAGAUGAACGACCUCUCAGUUCAUCAGGAGAUCCAAGAGUUCCUGAAGUCAAAGAACAGAUCAGAGAAGGAACUCUCUGAGAUCCACUGCUCAGCUCUGGCCUACAUGCUGGAGAUGUCAGAGGAGGUUCUGGAUGAGUUGGAUCUGGAGAAGUAUGACACAUCAGAGGAGGGACGACAGAGACUGAUCCCAGCUGUGAGGAACUGCAGAAAGGCUCAAUUUACUGGACGUGGACUCUCAGAGACUCACUGUGAAGUUGUGUCCUCAGCUCUGAAGUCCAACCCUUCCUAUCUGACAGAGCUGGACAUGAGUGAUAAUGACCUGAAGGAUUCAGGAGUGAAGCAUCUGUCUGCUGGACUGGAGAGUCCAAACUGUAGACUGGAGACUCUGAGACUGAAGAGCUGCAGUUUGUCUAAGAUCAGCUGUGAUUAUCUGGUCUCAGCUCUGAAGUCCAACCCCUCCCAUCUGAAACAUCUGGACUUGAGUUACAACUUCCUGAAAGAUUCAGAUGUGAAGCAUCUUCUUGAUCUUGUGAAGAGUCCAGACUAUAAACUGGAGACUCUGAGAUUAAAGAACUGCAGUUUGUCAGAGAUCAUCUGUGAUUCUCUGGUCUCAGCUCUGAAGUCCAACCCCUCCCAUCUGAAACAUCUGGACUUGAGUAACAACAAUUUGAAGGAUUCAGGAGUGAAGCAGCUGUGUGGUUUUCUGGAGAGUCCAGACUGUAGACUGGAGACUCUGAGACUAAAGAACUGCAGGUUGUCAGAGAUUAGCUGUGAUUCUCUGGGACCAGCUCUGAAGUCCAACCCCUCCCAUCUGAAACAUCUGGAACUGACUGACAAUAUCCUGGAGGAUUCAGGAAUGAAGCAGCUGUGUGGUUUUCUGGAGAGUCCAGACUGUAGACUGGAGACUCUGAGAUUGGAGAACUGCUGGUUGUCAGAGAUCAGCUGUGAUUCUCUGGUCUCAGCUCUGAAGUCCAACCCCUCCCAUCUGAAACAUCUGGACCUGAGUAACAACAACCUGAAGGAUUCAGGAGUGAAGCAGCUGUGUGGUUUUCUGGAGAGUCCAGACUGUAGACUGGAGACUCUGAGUUUGUGGAGCUGCAGUUUGUCACAGAUCGGCUGUGAUUCUCUGGUCUCAGCUCUGAAGUCCGACCCCUCCCAUCUGAAACAUCUGGACCUGAGUGACAACAACCUGAAGGAUUCAGAUAUGAAGCAGCUUCUUGAUCUUGUCAAGAGUCCAGACUAUAAACUGGAGACUCUGAGGUGGGAGUGAUGAUAAACAGGAAGAGCUGUGUUUGAUGAUCCAGAGGCUGAAGCAGCAGCAGUCAACAUCAGUCUCAGAUCAGCGACAUUUUUAUAACGGCAGCAUAAUGUAACAAGCUAAUCACUGAUGUAAAUAGUAUCUGUUAAAUACACCACAACAUACAGGAAAUUAUUAUUUUCUCUUUAUUUAUUAUACAAAUGCAUUGUACUCUGUACAGUAACACAAUCACAACAACAAGUAACUGUUUAAUCACAUUUUUUAGUUUUGAAUGAGCAACAUCCCUUUGUAAUCCAUGUUAUAAACUUUCCUUUAUGAAAAGAAAUAUAUUGGAUCCCAUCACCCGUUCUAUUGCGCAUCUGUCAUCUAAUGUGAUAUUUGGGAAUCCUAUAAAACGAUUUCCACUCUGCUUGUUCUUUACAAUUUAGACAUUAAUUAGUUACUCACAGAUAUCAACGGAAUAGAUAUUAGAGAAGUGCACUUUCCUGCCAAUGUGGCAGUGUUGUGAUUAACGGCUCUGACUGAUGUCAGCUCACAGAGUUCUAUAGGCAGCCAACAUGAGCAUUGGUUUAUUCUGGUUAUUAUUUACUUUAAGGCUGGAAGCUUUAACUAAAUCCUUUGGGAUUUAUGCCUUUUCUUUAUCUGUAGAUUAUAUUGUUAUCUUGGUCUCUUGUUAUUUUUAAAUUGUAAAUGAUUUGCAAAACAUGUCAAUGAAAAGAGAAUAAAUAAUAAAAUCUU
Molecule: messenger RNA, 3756 nt
Organism: Mugil cephalus (flathead mullet)
Lineage: Eukaryota; Metazoa; Chordata; Actinopteri; Mugiliformes; Mugilidae
Product: NACHT, LRR and PYD domains-containing protein 12-like
Exons: 10
Coding region: 1-3030 (1009 amino acids)
Molecular function (GO): protein binding; metal ion binding
Source: RefSeq, a predicted model, not a curated record